CGCUGAGAGCCGGGGGAGACGGAGAGGAAGGAGAGUGGAGCCGGGGUAGAGACACCAGCAGGUGCAGAGGAUAGAGACAAACAGGGUGCCAAAAAAAGCUAGAUGAUCAGGGAAAAGUGUGUUAAAGGAUAAAAGUAAAGAAUAGAAAAUAGUUAAAGAGAGACCAGAAUAUAAUCUUUUAUUUUCCUGAGCUGGAUCCCACUUAUUUUCUUUUUCUGCCAGCUUCACUGAGCUCUUACCCUCCUUUUCUUGUACGGAUUCUUCUUCCUCGGAUCGUCCCCACCUCCUCCUCCUCUUCAUCCUGUCCUCCUCUUUGACAGACAGAGCCACCAUGGACACCGGGAGCCCCAGGAAGAUACAGUUCACCGUCCCCCUACUGGACACCCACCUGGACCCAGAGGCAGCCGAACAGAUCAGAAGACGCAGACCCACACCUGCAACUUUAGUGGCAUCCAGUGAUCAAUCAUCACCUGAAAUAGAUGAAGAUCGUCUCCCAAACCAGUUGUACAAGGCAGCCUUGUUGAACUCCCCUCGACAACGACGGAAAGGGCAAAAGGGAACGCCCACGAUGAAAGAGCUGCAGUUCCUGGUAGAGCACCACCUGUACAGGCAGCAGCAGGGCGCCGGGGACGAGUGCUCCUCAGAGAGCUGCCUGUCGGACCGUCCCAGCCCCGACUCUGUUCCCACCGGGGAGGAGCUCCCACACGAUGAUGAGGCUACUGCAGAGGCCUUUGAGAAACUGCGCUGCCAAAUGGAGGAGUUCUCAAGGGAGAGUCUAGAAGCUGCUGGUGGACUCGAGUGCCCCCUCUCCAAGGAGAAGGCUGAUUGCUCCAGCGUUGCCAACGUAGCAGAUCCCUCAUCGCAACAAAACAACGCACAAGCAGACACAAAAGCAGCAGCAUCCAGCGCGAGUCAGCCGGCGGAGGAGAAGACAAAGAAAUGCAGCCUGGAGAAAGAAAAAUAAAGCGUUCUUCUUCUGUACAACACAAAGCUGCUCAGUCUGCUCAGCCAGCCCAGCACAAUGACAGAAGAUUGUGUCUGCAGAUCCACUUUUUAGAAACAUCAGGGCAUCUAUGUUCCUCUACGGUCAGGCCUUAGUUACCACCCCGAGAACAAGAACAAAGGUUUCUACACUUAUUUUGUGUCAAAAAUCCUGUGUGAAUUAUUUAAUUAUGAUAUAUUGGUUUUCUAGCUUCUCCUGCACUAAACUAAAACUAGCCUAAUGUAUCAACCUUACGGGAAAGAGAGCAUCUUUUCCUGUCCCAGUCACACAGUCAUUAUCAUAAACCACCAACGCUCACAUGCAUAAUGUCCCGCUUAAUGUUCAAAGGCAACAAAUAUUCUAUCACAAUCCUUUUAGUCAGUUUCUAUCAUUAAAUAUGUGCCAUGACUCCUGCAAUUAUUGUUCCAUCUCAAAGCAAUAAAAAUGAAUUAGUACCUCAUAAAUAACUGGGACCCAAAACAUCACUUUUAAAUUCAAAUGCAAUCCUUUAGUUAGAUAGACACUGAAUCUGAAAUGAGUGGCUCGCACAUCUGGAUUGACUGACAGUUUAAAAUAUUCAUGUAUGUUUACAGCACUGGAUUGGACAGCUAUCCUUAUCCUCCAUCUAUCAUCUUUCCUUAGUUUUCCACCAACAGAAACACAGCCCAGUUGCCAGUAGAAAAUAUUUGCAUUGCACACAUCUGCAAACCACAAAUAUGUUACAUUUGCACUUUUUACACAUAUACUAAUGUUUCUAAAGUGAUAUAAUAUAUAAGAUGACUUUGUCUUCGGGAGGUGGAGGGCAUGGUGGGUGGUGUGUCUCCUAGGUGAGACGCCUCACAAGCUACAGAUCACUGUUCAAAACCAACAAACAACAACACUGGUUGUUUCCCAGCAGCGUUUGAGCCACAGAGCCUAUUUCACUGUCUCAUCCCUGCUUUUCCAGCGGCUUUUGUGCCACCAAAUGUGGGUGUUUUAAUCCAAAGCAUUAUCUUUUCCUUAUCAUAACCAAGUGGUGUGUGUACCUAAACAUCACCACACAGAAAGUCUCAAUGAACCUGCUACAAGUUAACGUACAAAUAUAAUGUAUCGAUGGUUUGCAGAAAUAUACAAUGUGAACAUUUUUUAUGGUGAUUGCGUUGAUUAUGUUUUGGAGUUUUGUUCCGUUGGUCGGACAAAACAAGACAUUUGAAGACAUCAUUUUGAACUCUAACUUUAAAAAACUCUGAGGGGCACUGAGGGACAGAAUGAUUCAUCAAUUAAUCGAGAAAAUUAUCAGUUGCCAGUUGCAGCCCGAACAUCAUGCUGUUAAAGCUCUGUAAAUCACCUGUCCUGUGUUCAACUUUGAGAAAAAAAAAGACCAAAAACGUAAACCAAAAGGGAAAACUAUUUAUAUUUUACAGUUUUUGGUUUGAUGAUGGUUCCCCCUAUCUUUGCAUAAAUUUGUUGGAAUACUGUUCUGAUAUUCAUCCAAGUGGAUGGGGACCUUGUUCCCAUACAGCCAAUCAGAUCACUUCAUUCUAAACUAUAGUUGCAUAAAGCACUGACCUCAGACAGCAGCCCGAGCAACAAGAGCCACAAACUUUAAACAACCCACAUUAACUUUCUUCUUCUUAUCCAACUUGCAAACAUGAACGCACGCCUUGCCCCGAACGUUCAGCUUGUUGAAUGAGUGACAGAACAAACAUCCACUGAGGGAAAGUACUCUGCUAAGUUCAUUUUGCAGGCUCGACACUCAUUUAUGGAGCCCCUGAGGUCCUGGUGAUAUUAUUUUCCCACAAGACAGUUAACUUUUGUAUACAAGAUAAUUAUUUUGUGGGAACAAGUUAUUAUCUUGCGCUAAUGAGAUAAUAACCCAUGCCUAUCAUAAGCACAAGAGGCUAAUUUAUAUGCACAGGAUAAGAAAAUGUCUGGUGAAACUUUAGGGGCUCCAUAAUGAUUAGUCACUCAGCUGCAACAGCUUGUAAACUUACCUGCAAAUAUCCGGUUAGAUGCUGGUGUAGUCCUCAGUCUUCAAUACCACUGCUAACAGCACCCUGUCUGCCUAUGACAUGUAGACUACAAUAUCAGUUUGUCACCUGCUAGCUGUCAAUCAAACAGAGACACACCCUCAGCUGCUGAGGCGAAAGUACAUCUGAUAUUUUCUUUAUUUUUAUUCAAGACCCUUAUCUUUGACAUUGUAACUAUGAACAAUACAUAAAAAACAUUAUUUUUGUCAGUUGGACUUCAAAGUGGGAAGUAAUUACUGCUAAAUCCCAAUUAAAAACAUCAGUUAUUAUCAUGUCUGGUUACAGUAAUACACUAAUAACCAGCGUUCACCAGCUUAACUGUGUGGUUGUACAUCUCUAAAAGAAGGGAUGUUAAUGAGGGGUGCGUCUGCAGAUGCAUUUACAUAUUUGGAGCUAACAAGGACAAACCCCUCUCCAGUGAACAAAUUGCACCCUUAUAUUUGACACUGGAAUGCUUUUUGGGAAUCUUAAUCCUGCUCAUGAAACACUUUCCUGCAUGGCACUGAAUCAACGGUGAUUUUUCUUUACUGUGCUUCAUUUUGUAUGGGAACUUACUAAAACAUUGAAUCUGACAUUUUAAAUACAGUACACAAACUGUUAUUACCGACAUUCCCUUUUUUUUGUAUGAAACAUGGACAUUAUAAAGUCAUCACCGCACUCUUAAAUGUUAUCUCAUCUGUUAAUUGUAUCACUGAAGUGGCAUUAUUAUGUAGAGUAUGUGACAAUCCUCCCAUAACCUUCACAUUAUACUCGACAUACCUGAAAGAAAUAAAACUGAAACCGAAAACUAAAGCCACCGAAGUACUGAUCACAACAACUACGACCACUAUGUUCACAAAGAACAAGAAAGACAGUAAAAACAUUCCUGUGCAAGCUUUUGAUUUUUUCUUCUGCAGUGUAUUUAUGGACCCUGUAAUGUUUGUUCUGUUUUUGAAUGGUAAUAGUGUUCUUUACAUGGAUUUAAUCUGGGGAGUUUUGUUCCAGUUUUACUUGAAUUGAUUGAUGAUUACAUAUGUAAUCUAAAUUUGU
This is a messenger RNA of Epinephelus fuscoguttatus (brown-marbled grouper), 4020 nucleotides long. RefSeq names its product protein phosphatase 1 regulatory subunit 1A-like. The transcript is spliced from 7 exons. Gene Ontology annotation, cellular component: cytoplasm. Gene Ontology annotation, biological process: intracellular signal transduction. Gene Ontology annotation, molecular function: protein phosphatase inhibitor activity. NCBI's taxonomy places the organism in Eukaryota, Metazoa, Chordata, Actinopteri, Perciformes, Serranidae. The coding region runs from base 332 to 964 and encodes 210 amino acids. The record is from RefSeq and is a predicted model, not a curated record.